AUGAAGUUCGGGAAGGAGUUUGCUUCCCAAAUGGUGCAGGAAUGGCAGGAAGCUUACAUGGAUUACAGUUACCUCAAAACAUUGCUGAAAGAUGUGCUGAAUUUUCGACGUGUAAACAACAUUUCUUCAUCAGGGCCGAAUUCAGAUGCUCAGAAAUCAAACCAGUUGAAGAGAAGGCUGUCUUUGUACAGAACAUUUAGUGGGCUGACACGCCUCAGCUGGAAAGGCGGCGGCGGCGGUUCUCCAAACAACAAGGAGGAUGAAGUGAUACUUGUGAGUGAAGUUCAGCAAUCGGCCGACGCCGCCGGAGAAUCAGAUGGGUUCUACCAAACCAUGUUUCUUAUGUCCUCGGAUGAAACAGGGGAGCUUGAGCUUGUGUUCUUCAGGAAAUUGGAUGAAGAGUUCAACAAAGUGGUCAAAUUCUACAGGGAAAAAGUGAGUGAAGUGAAGGCUGAAGCAGAGGAAUUGAGUAAGCAGAUGGAUGCUCUCAUUGCUCUCAGAAUCAAAGUUGAUUAUCCAUUGAUGGAGUUCAUCAAGACGGAUUCUUCCAGGAAUCAUGGAACAAUUCCAUCUCAGGUUCAAUCAGCUGCAUCAUCUUCAGAUGGGAUUAGAAGAGGUAAAUAA
This is a messenger RNA of Oldenlandia corymbosa var. corymbosa, 624 nucleotides long. The record is from the annotation of a GenBank genome assembly. NCBI's taxonomy places the organism in Eukaryota, Viridiplantae, Streptophyta, Magnoliopsida, Gentianales, Rubiaceae.